Messenger RNA from Thrips palmi, 2060 nucleotides. Its product is annotated as sodium channel protein Nach-like. Gene Ontology annotation, molecular function: ligand-gated sodium channel activity. The coding region runs from base 203 to 1921 and encodes 572 amino acids. The transcript is spliced from 13 exons. Gene Ontology annotation, biological process: sodium ion transmembrane transport. NCBI's taxonomy places the organism in Eukaryota, Metazoa, Arthropoda, Insecta, Thysanoptera, Thripidae. The record is from RefSeq and is a predicted model, not a curated record. Gene Ontology annotation, cellular component: membrane.
GCCGACGGAAGUCCGACGUCCGCCAGUCAAUACCAUCUGCGCCCGCAGACUCGAUUCCAAGCUCAAGUAGUCAGUUUCAGUAUACCUCCUUCAUCAGAGGCGAGCAGAGGCGGGUUUGGCAGUGGCUUCAGGCACAGCGCAGGGCCCGGGCAGUCGGGAGAGGACUGUGGCGCACUUCGCGACGAACUCCCAUACUUGCGCAAUGAGGGCUGCUGAAACAGACGACAAUGUGGGGGCGGCUGGCACGACGCAGCGCCACCUCGGCGCCAAGCUUUGCAAGGACGCCCUGCGCCGACAAGCUGUGGAAUUCUGCCUCCAGACUGGCAUGCACGGCUACAAGUACAUCGCCCAGCCGGGGAAACACGGCGUCGAGAGGGUGUUCUGGGUUGUGGCGGUGGCAGUCUCCAUGGUGGCUGCCGUUUGGACCAUGCUGUUCGCGUACGACUUCAACCAGUCGCACCGCACUCUGCUGGCCGUGGACACGACGCACCACCCGCUGUGGCGCGUGCACGUGCCCGCCGUCACCGUGUGCCCCAGCAACAAGGUGCUGCGCUCCAGGGCGGCGCAGCUCAUCUCCGCCAUGCGUCUGCCGGACGGAGUCACCGAGGAAGAUGCCCUGCAGGACAUGGCCAAACUAGUGGAAAUCAUUUUGCCGCGGGCCGUCAACACGAGCAACCUGGAGCGACUGCAGGCGAUUCUGGACGCCAACAAAAUGAGCGUCGACCAAGUCAUGUGGAUGGUAUCGCCCUCCUGUGACGAGCUUCUUGUCAAGUGUCGGUGGAAGAGGAAAUUGUGCUCCCGCUGUUCAGACCUCUUUCGCAAGGUUCGCACUUCGUACGGCUACUGUUGCAGUUUUAACUACCUCGACCGAGAGCAAGACACCAUCAAGACGAGGACGCAUGCGGGCGGCUGCGUGGGCACGGCCCCAGGGAGCGUGCAGCGCCUGUCGGCGUGUGGCUCCGCCGACGGCCUCUCGAUGGCAGUGUACGUGCAACCGAGCAACUACUUCGCGUCCAUUGUGCCAUCGUACUCAGUCAUGGUACUACUUCACAGUGCUCUUCAAUUUCCCGAUGAGAGUGCCCACACGAAGGUUAUCGGAACAGGCACAAUUAGCCUGAUAUCGUACGUUGCUGAGGUGACGGAGGCCACUGACCGGUUGCGGCGUUCCCUGGAUCCGCGCGAGCGAAAGUGCCUAUUUUCGGACGAGACCUACCUGCCCAUGUACAGGAACUUCACUUUCGGGAACUGCAUGGCUUCGUGCAAGGCCAACAUGACCAUGGAGGUUUGCGGUUGCUUCCCUAUCACCUUCCCGCAUGUCUUGAAUCGCAAGCUGUGCAACCUACUGGACGUUCCUUGUCAGGCAGCACUCUUUUCUCCGACGUGGCCAGUUGGACGAAAGCCACUGAACGUCACCAGCUGCCCACGGUGUAAAGCCACGUGUGAACACGUGCAAUACAUCGUUAAGUCUUCUACUGGUGGCCUCAACUGGACAACCGACCCUGGCAACUACUUUGUAAGCGGUAUGAGUGAUCGCAACGCGUCGGAGUACGCGAUAGUCCACGUGUACGCGCGGAGGAGCAUCACGACACGGAACAAGAUGGACCGCCACUUACUAACGGAGGACCUUUUAGGUUCCCUCGGUGGUCUGUCUGGCUUGUUUGUGGGCUUCAGCCUGGUUGCUGGCUUCGAGUGCGUCUACUUCUUCACCAUCCGUCCUUGCUUCCGAACGCAACGAGGAAUCAACACUGCUUCGAGUACGCCAUGGAAUUCCAAAUCAUCGGAAGAGAAGGCUCAUCAACGCUCCCCCGCUGGUCGCAUUUCACCGUUCGUGCUGGUUCCACCGCGCAUCUUGGCGCUGCGUGCCGACGCCGUCGGCAGGCGUCGUCCGCCCCGUCCCUUCAAGGCGACAGUGGGCCAGUGAGGACCUGCAUAGAAGCGACUUCCUCCUCGGUCGAGACCUUUGCGAACAUCCCACAUUCGAAGGCAUUCUGAGAGCGAGCACCACCUGAGAGCCCCACGCAAAGCUCGCUCCUGUUUCGUAAUUACAACUGAAUGUUAUA